Engraulis encrasicolus (European anchovy) is the source of this 2371-nucleotide messenger RNA. RefSeq lists its product as uncharacterized. The transcript has 8 exons. Bases 116 to 1642 code for a protein of 508 amino acids. Gene Ontology annotation, molecular function: fatty-acyl-CoA binding. Gene Ontology annotation, cellular component: Golgi membrane. NCBI's taxonomy places the organism in Eukaryota, Metazoa, Chordata, Actinopteri, Clupeiformes, Engraulidae. The record is from RefSeq and is a predicted model, not a curated record.
UUGCUCGAAAGAAGCGUCGCCUCUAAGAGCGAACAAACCGGACCAUUUCCGGGAAUGUGUAGGGAAGGCGGCUGUGGCUACGUGGCCACCUUGUUUGACAGGUCGAAGAGGGACAAUGGCGAUGGAGGAGAACGGCGACAAUAAUGACAACGGGAGCCCCAGUUCUCCCCAAGAUUGUGUCGAUAGCUCAAAGACUACCGAGGGAACUGCUGCUGAAACUGAAGUAGACCAACUUCCACCGUCCUGUGAUGGGACAGAAAAGUCACGCAGUGGUGAAAAGGGCACGCGCUGGUCAAUUGACAACAACUGGGGUCUGUCAUUGGAGGAACUGUUUGACAUGGCAGUGAUCUUUUUAAAAGACAAAGAUGGCAAGGCUUUCCAUCCAACUUAUGAAGAGAAGUUGAGGCUAGUUGCCUUACAAAAACAGUCAUGUCAAGGCCCGUAUGAACCUGACGCUCAUCCAGAAGUGGGUUUCUUUGACGUCCUGGGAAAUGACAGGAGGAAAGAAUGGGCAAGCCUGGGGAAAAUGACUAAAACUGAUGCAAUGACGCAAUUCAUUCAGCUUUUACAUGCAUGUUGCCCUUUAUUUUCCCCAUACAUUACAUCCCAUAAGAUUGAACAAGAACAGCAGGAAAAGAAAAGAAGGGAGGAGGAGCAGCGACAGCAGCUGGAAAGAGAGGAGAUGGCACGGAGAGAGCAGGAAGAGGCAAGGAGGAGAGCGGAGGAAGAGGAGCGGAGGCAGCAAGAGGAGGAGAAGAUGAGGAAAGAGGAGGAACAGCGUCUGCAGAUGGAACAACAAAAGCAGCAGAUCAUGGCAGCCUUGAAUGCCCAGACGUCGGGCCAGUUCCAGCAGUACGCCACACAGCAGUACCCAGACGACCCUGAGCAGCAGAGAGCCCUCAUCCAGCAGCUGCAGGAGCAGCACUACCAGCAGUACAUACAGCAGGCCUAUCAGCUGCACCUGGUAUCCCAGCAACAGCAGCCUACAGUAGAGACACAGGAGAGUCCAGAGUGUUCUCUUCAGCUGCCAAACAACACAGAGACAGCAGAGCCCCCUGACGCUGAGCAUGCGGAUGCGGAUGCCAAUUCAAGCACAAAUACCCCUCCUCAGGACCAAACCCCUCCCCAGGACCAAACGGAUACGCUAACACCUCCAGCAGGAGGUAUCCUGGCCCCAUCCAUGUGGACCAGGCCCCAAAUCAAAGACUUUAAGCAGAAGAUGCACGACGAUCCAGACUCCAUGAUAACCGUGGGAAGGGGAGAGGUGGUCACGGUGCGCGUCCCCACUAACGAAGACGGUAACUACAUGUUCUGGGAGUUUGCCACAGAUCACUAUGACAUCGGUUUUGGCCUCUCCUUCGAGUGGACCGACUCACCGGUCACGUCCAACAGUGCUGGUGCCACACCUGCUGAUGAGGAGGACGCAGGCAAGGGAGAGGAUGCAGAGGAGAUGGAGGAGAAUGGCACGCAGGGUCCUCCGGUGGAGGAGGUGGUGCCGGUGUAUCGGCGGGACAGCCACGAGGAGGUGUACGCUGGGAGCCACCAGUAUCCAGGACAGGGCACCUAUCUGCUCAAAUUCGAUAACUCCUAUUCCCUGUGGAGGACCAAGACCGUUUAUUACAGAGUCUACUACACAAAAUGAGGAUGUCACAUGAGGAUGUCACGGAGAACCAAAGUCCAGUUGAAAUCAGUCUUUGUUUUACUGCUUAUUGUGUGAAUACGGCUACAUUGUGUGUGAAAAUAUUUUGGUACUGAAGCACAGAAUAUAGUAGAGACUGUACACCAGGUCAUUUGACGGUUAAUAGACAUCAGAACCUGUUGGAGAAUGUUAUGCUAUGUACUGUAUGCCACUGCCAUGAAGGACACAUGAACGUUUAUUUUUCAUUUCAUAUUUAGUUAGCCUACUAUUAGUAUUAUUUUCAGAUUGUUUUAUUGUCAAGAUUUAAUAUUUAUGACACUGAUUGGACGAGGGUUAAGUUUUAAAAAAUCGUACAUACAGGCAUGCUUCUACUGUUUGCUGAGCUUGUGAGUAGGAACAUGAUAACAGCUGGUCUAUGUGUAAUAUUUAUUGUAAUGUACUGUAUACUGUUAUACAAAAUCAUUGGCUUCACAAGUACAGUAUGCUGAUGUGUACAUUUUCAGGUGAAGUCAGGUCAGGAAGAUAAUAUGAAAUGUAAGGGAAAACAAGAAAUAAAAAAAUGGCAAAUAUUUAAGUCACUUAUUCCUUGGUAUUCUAUUGCUUAUUAGAUCAGAUGUUACUUGACUGAUAGCCUUAAUUGUGCAUUUUGUUGUCUGUCAAUUUGUGGCAUCUUUUUAUUUUUAAUCUUCAUGCACACCUCUUUUGGUCAGGUGUGUCGGAGGAGAACCACAG